Messenger RNA from Saprolegnia diclina VS20, 372 nucleotides. RefSeq lists its product as hypothetical. NCBI's taxonomy places the organism in Eukaryota, Oomycota, Saprolegniomycetes, Saprolegniales, Saprolegniaceae. Bases 1 to 372 code for a protein of 123 amino acids. The transcript is spliced from 2 exons. The record is from RefSeq and is a predicted model, not a curated record.
AUGUCCUACGUCCUCGACAUCCUCUCGCCGCGCGGCCUUCUCAAGCAGUGGCAGCCUGCCGUGCUCACGCUACACGAGCAAACGCUCACGCUCACCGACAAGGGCAAAGUCGUCACCACGCUGCGCGUCGCUGCUGCCCGCCCGCUCCCCGCGACGCCCAAACAAACGUACCUUGUCGAGAUUUCGCCAGCUUCAGGCGGCAAGAUCUUGACACUGGCAGUCACCACAGCCUUCUUGCAGUCGCAGCUCAUCGCCGUCGUCAGUGCGGCUGCUGCCUCGCCGUCGUGGACGCUGCCGUCCGUGUCUCGACUCGACAUGCAACUGGCUGUCGCCGACGCCUCGACGACAUCCAAGAUCACUUGCGCGGCAUGA